Messenger RNA from Bactrocera latifrons, 1315 nucleotides. RefSeq names its product thioredoxin domain-containing protein 15 (gene bug). Gene Ontology annotation, biological process: cilium assembly. Gene Ontology annotation, cellular component: cilium. Lineage: Eukaryota; Metazoa; Arthropoda; Insecta; Diptera; Tephritidae. The record is from RefSeq and is a predicted model, not a curated record. The transcript has 2 exons. The coding region runs from base 156 to 1085 and encodes 309 amino acids.
CUACUGUUGACAGUUGUUAAAAGUUUUGUCUGCUAUAUAGUAUUAGACUAAUUUGCCUAUAUUUGUGUUUACCUAAAAAUUAAUUAAUUUAARCCAAUAAAAAACCGUUUGAAGCCGAAUUUUACAACGCAGUGUUAUUCCCUGCAGUUUUAACAAUGAGCAGAUGUGUAUUCCUCAUCGCGCUGAUUUCRGUAGCUGCCUGCCUCAGCACAGCAACUUCAGAAAUGCCAGCUUUUAAAACCAUUUAUAAGUUCUUCUCAUAUGGCAGCGCGAGCGACUAUAACGGCAAUGGCACACGCACCAAAGAUAUUUCACAGAUGACACUCGAGGAAUUGGGUGUUUCACGCGGCCAAUGCCAUUACGAUUUUCGGCCAUACAUAACAUACAGUGAACGUUUAUAUUGUGCACCAGAUGAUCAUCACAUAUUGCAUUUAUUACCUAGCAAUAUUACGGAAGCUGUGCGCAAACCACCAAUAAUGAUGCGUUGCUUGCAGCCGGAGCGACAUGAUAACGCGACACGCAAUGACAACACACUAUUAAUUAUGCAAAAUCUUAAGGAUAUAGUGGCGCUACUCAAACCAGUGGGCAAUGCAACUAAACGCCAUGAGCCAGGCAGUUGUGUUAUUGUGCUCUUCUACACCGAAUCAAGUUUGGGCUGUGCACAUGUUGCACCCUAUGCCAACAUGUUGCCCAUACUAUUUCCGACACUGCGUUUUGCCGCUAUUGAUGCUUUCAAAUUUCCCAGUUUCAAUACAGAAUUCGGUAUAGUCGGUUUGCCAACGUUACUGCUAUUCCAUCAAGGUCGGCCGAUAGUGAAAUUCUACAGUGACAUCGGUACGUUUCAUGCAUUCGUCACACGCCACACCGGCAUCAAACCUAUUGAACCAAUACCAAAGGAUUUAGAAGUUACCGGACCGCUACCACUACAGCCAGUACCGCAAGUCGAUUACGUGCUCAUACUUGCUUGGGCCUUCAUACUGCUUUGUGUGGGCAAUUACUUUGCAAAGUCGCAAUUGUGCAAGCAAAUUGUUGAAAUGAUCAAACGAAAUUGGCGUGAAUCGGAAGCKCGCAUGGAACGAAAUUAAAAAUUUACAAUUUUAAGUACGAUUUUAAGUGAGUGAUUUAUUGCAAAGCUCUUUCAUCAAGAUUCUCAUCAUAGUUUUUUUAGUUCCAAUAAAAAUUAAAAUAAACCUAUAAAAUCGUGUUUACUUACUAACACACCUUUGGAAAAACACUACAAAUUUAUACUCACCAAUAUUGAUCGCUUCCAAAUCUGUGCGGUUUGAAAKUGUAAAUAAAACAAAGUGACAGAUGU